Messenger RNA from Effrenium voratum, 792 nucleotides. Lineage: Eukaryota; Dinophyceae; Suessiales; Symbiodiniaceae. The record is from the annotation of a GenBank genome assembly.
AUGCGCCCCCCCGUCUCCUGGUGGGCUCCCAUGGUGUCGGAGCACACGGUGCAGUCGCUCUCGGCGGUUGCUACGCAUGCCGCGUACACUCAGCUGCGGUUGCUCUAUGUGAAUCGCGAGAACUACUGGUGGGGGAAGCAGGCUCAGGUGCAUCCGACCAGCUGCUGGCUCGACUUGAUGCAGGCAGCUGUGCACAGCGCGUCCACAUCCCCAGCAGCGCGACCGGAACGGUACGGCCUGCGACCUUCGCCUGAGAAUCCGCACGGUCUUUGGCUGGAGUUCGGCGUGGGGUCUGGCAAGACAACCGCUGCUAUUGCCUUCCACAUGCAGGCCUUGCUCGGCCAGGCAGGCACCCUGCACGGCUUCGACUCCUUCCAGGGCCUGCCAUCGGACUGGGAUCACACACACUUGGCGGCUGGGACCUUCUCAACUGGUGGCGAGAUCCCAGAGCACUUGAAGGAGAUGCGCAAUGUUCAGAUUCACGUGGGGCUCUUCACCCAGACCUUAGGCGACCUCGAUCGAUUUGGCAACACGCCAGUGGCUUUCGCACACAUCGACGUGGACAUCUUCCCUUCAGCGGUGGAGGUGUUGUCAAGAAUCGCCUGCCAGCUUGCGGUUGGCUCCAUCCUGGUCUACGAUGAGCUGGUGAACUAUGUGGGCUUCGAACUCUCCGGGGAGUACCGUGCUUGGGAGUAUGUGGCUUCAGCCUACGGGAUAGGCUGGGAGUAUGCCGGCAUGUACUGGCAGCAGGCGGUGCCCAUGGUUAUCACCGAGCCUGCCCGUAACUGCUGA